AUGAUAAAAUGUAUACACUUUAUCGGUCAGUCACAGAUCACAGUGAACUCGAGUUGAUUUGUGAAGUUGAUUCUGUGUUAAUUGAAACCAAAUGGACCUGGUCUUCACCUUUAAAAACUCAAGAUAAAGAAAUAGCUUCCAGUUACAAAUCGAAGCCUGUCAACAUAAACAACACCUGCUUUGGGAGUCGACUGGUCCGCCCAGUGACCAGUUUCACUGACAGGUUUUUCAGUAUGCGGAUUGUGCCUGUCCAGUUUGAAGAUGCUGGAGUUUACAGAUGCUCUCAGGGAUCAGAUAAACAUUUGACCAUUAACCUGGUCACAGUUAAAGCGGAACUCUCUGAUGAAGAGACUGAGGGAGAUUCCGUUCCCCUGACCUGCUCUGUCUCUCAUGUCACUGAAUCAAUGAGACUUGUUUGGAUCAAUAGUGAUGGUAAAAUUGUUGCAGAGAAAACAUUCAAGGAACAGAAGCAGAAAGAGGAUAAUUUACAGCUGAUUAUUCAGAAAUUUGAUAGAGACAGAAUGAACUGGACAUGUAUUUUGUUUCAUCAAAACACCCCCAAAGUUUUAAUUCCUUAUUAUCUGAAGUUUACCAAACCUUAUACUGUUCAACCUACUGAUGCCAUUGUAUUUGGGAGUCUGGCUCUUCUCAUCAUUAUCCUGGUAAUAAUACUGACCCUGAGAAGGUGCAGGAGAGCAGGUAAACAAGGUUCGGAAAGUCAAAGAUCGAAACCCGUGCAACGAAGGGAAAAUAGAGAAGAUGCAUUUCAACUUUAUUCAAAUAUUAAUGAAAUUCAGCAAAUGCAAGCAGAUACCGAGUCACCUGUGCUUGAAACAAGCAGUUUUCCUGAAUAUGCAAUUGUCAAUAGAAAGGCAAAAGCCAACAACGCAGAAAGAGAAGAUAUUCAUUAUGGAUCCAUCAAUUUUCAUAAAACUGCAACAGGAAGCAAACAGGGAACAGAGAGAACACAGAGAAACAAACAACCUUCAGUAGUUGAACUGGGUGCUUCAAACGAAAAUGAUUCCUCUAUUUACGCACAAAUAGCGCAAGUGCGAGAUCAAUAAUCUUCAGCUUGGACUUAGAUUUGUAAAAUAGAACAUUUCUUUCUGGGAACUGAUUUUAUUACUUCUGAGUAGAAUGAAGCUUUCUUUCUGUGUACCUACUCUAAUUUUACACAAUCAUCAUAUCACAGAUUUUAAUCAUUAAAAUUGCUUGCAAUAGAAAUCAUUCAUUAUUAUCUAUUUUCACCUCAAUGUUAACAGCUCAAGCACAUGACAGGCAGGGAAAGCUUUGUUACAAAAAGAAAUAAAAAAUAAUUUAAAGAAAUA
Messenger RNA from Rhincodon typus (whale shark), 1328 nucleotides. RefSeq lists its product as uncharacterized. Lineage: Eukaryota; Metazoa; Chordata; Chondrichthyes; Orectolobiformes; Rhincodontidae. The transcript has 8 exons. The coding region runs from base 9 to 1064 and encodes 351 amino acids. Gene Ontology annotation, cellular component: membrane raft; external side of plasma membrane. The record is from RefSeq and is a predicted model, not a curated record. Gene Ontology annotation, molecular function: MHC class II protein binding; protein tyrosine kinase binding. Gene Ontology annotation, biological process: T cell activation; interleukin-15-mediated signaling pathway; positive regulation of ERK1 and ERK2 cascade.